CAUCAAACAUCGCGAUCUACUUUCGUUCUCCUUCCCCACGAGCGACAUUCCUUGACAAUCCUCGGUCCUGGUGUCAAGAUAGUCCAAAAUGUCUUCAAUCGCUAUGCGCCGCUUCACUGCUGGCCCUUCGGUCGCGAGGGCAUUGAGAACUCAAGCAAGAGCAUUUUCCUCUACCAGACCUGCUGCGCGCAUCAUCACACACGCGCCUCUUCGUGCCAAAGAAUCUUCUCCUUUCCUCGGCAACCAAUACCCGGUCAUCGACCAUGAGUACGAUGCGAUUGUUGUCGGAGCCGGUGGAGCUGGUCUUCGUGCCGCCUUCGGUCUUGCCGAAGCUGGUUUCAACACCGCCUGUAUCUCGAAACUUUUCCCGACAAGAUCCCACACGGUGGCUGCACAGGGUGGAAUCAAUGCUGCGUUAGGCAACAUGCACGAGGAUGACUGGAGAUGGCACAUGUACGACACAGUUAAGGGUUCGGAUUGGCUGGGAGACCAGGAUGCCAUCCAUUACAUGACGAGAGAGGCGCCGGCGUCCGUCAUUGAGUUGGAGAACUACGGUUGCCCAUUCUCUAGAACCGAGGACGGAAAGAUCUACCAGCGUGCGUUCGGUGGUCAAUCGCAAGACUUCGGAAAGGGUGGCCAGGCAUACAGAUGCUGCGCUGCCGCUGACAGAACCGGACACGCUCUUCUUCACACUCUUUACGGACAAUCUCUCCGCCACAACACAAACUAUUUUAUUGAGUACUUCGCCCUUGACCUGAUCAUGGAGGACGGCGAGUGCAAGGGUGUUCUUGCCUACAACCAGGAGGAUGGAACUCUUCACAGAUUCCGCGCACACAACACGGUUUUGGCCACUGGAGGUUACGGACGUGCCUACUUCUCUUGCACCUCUGCACACACUUGCACUGGUGACGGAAUGGCUAUGGUUGCUCGUGCUGGUCUCCCUAACCAGGAUCUGGAGUUCGUCCAGUUCCACCCAACUGGUAUCUACGGUGCCGGCUGCUUGAUCACUGAGGGUGCUCGUGGUGAGGGUGGUUACCUCCUUAACUCCGAGGGCGAGAGAUUUAUGGAGAGAUACGCACCAACUGCAAAGGAUCUUGCAUCCCGUGACGUUGUUUCCCGUUCCAUGACCAUGGAGAUCCGCGAGGGUCGUGGUGUUGGCCCAGACAAGGACCACAUCUACCUCCAGCUCAGCCAUCUUCCUGCUGAUGUUCUCCACGAGCGUCUCCCAGGUAUCUCUGAGACCGCAUCUAUCUUCUCUGGUGUUGAUGUCACCAAGCAGCCUAUCCCAGUUCUCCCUACCGUCCACUACAAUAUGGGUGGUAUCCCAACCAAGUACACUGGUGAGGUUCUUACCGUCGACGAGGCUGGCAAGGACAAGGUUGUUCCCGGUCUUUUCGCCUGUGGUGAAGCCGCCUGUGUGUCCGUCCACGGUGCCAACCGUCUCGGAGCCAACUCCCUUCUGGAUCUUAUCGUCUUCGGUCGUGCCGUUUCCCACACUGUCCGUGACAACUUCGAGCCCGGCAUGCCCCACAAGGAGAUCAGCGCUGAUGCUGGUGCCGACUCUAUUGCUUUCUUGGACAAGAUCCGUACUUCUGACGGACCAAGGAGCACCAACGAUAUCAGAACUUCUAUGCAGAAGGUUAUGCAGACUGAUGUCUCCGUGUUCCGUACUCAAGAGUCUUUGGAUGAGGGUGUUAAGAGAAUCAACGAGGUUGACCAGACAUUCCCAGAGGUCGGUAUUAAGGACCGCAGCAUGAUCUGGAACUCCGACUUGGUCGAGACCUUGGAGCUUAGGAACUUGUUGACCUGCGCCGUGCAAACCGCCGAGGCAGCAGCGAACAGGAAGGAGUCCCGUGGUGCCCACGCCCGCGAGGAUUACCCAGAGAGAGAUGACAAGAACUGGCAAAAGCACACGCUCACAUGGCAGAAGCCGCAAGGAAAGGUCGACCUUUCUUACCGUGCCGUUGUGAACCACACCCUAGAUGAGGAAGAGUGCAAGGCUGUCCCUCCUUUCAAGCGUGUCUACUAAACCUUCGUUCGAUGUUCUGGGGUUGGCAUGGAGGCCAAAUGAGUUUCAACUCGCAGUAUGUAGCAUAGGUGCUGGUUGGAGUGGGUUGCGUUGCAUUGUUUUUUGAUCGAGAUGUGAGAAGAAUGAUGGAUAGAGCAGUACUAGCCAUAAUUCUGUAAACUAAACAAAAAGAUUUAUUCCUGAUUAAAA
Messenger RNA from Pseudogymnoascus verrucosus, 2218 nucleotides. It is a transcript of the gene SDH1, whose product is annotated as succinate dehydrogenase flavoprotein subunit. The transcript has 5 exons. Bases 89 to 2029 code for a protein of 646 amino acids. Gene Ontology annotation, molecular function: electron transfer activity; succinate dehydrogenase (quinone) activity; flavin adenine dinucleotide binding. The record is from RefSeq and is a predicted model, not a curated record. Lineage: Eukaryota; Fungi; Ascomycota; Leotiomycetes; Thelebolales; Thelebolaceae. Gene Ontology annotation, biological process: mitochondrial electron transport, succinate to ubiquinone; tricarboxylic acid cycle.